Molecule: messenger RNA, 4946 nt
Organism: Vitis riparia (riverbank grape)
Lineage: Eukaryota; Viridiplantae; Streptophyta; Magnoliopsida; Vitales; Vitaceae
Product: putative disease resistance protein RGA4
Biological process (GO): defense response to other organism
Molecular function (GO): ADP binding; protein binding
Source: RefSeq, a predicted model, not a curated record
UCUCUCACAAUUCCCUCAGCUUCUCAUCUUGUACGUGCUGUAUUUUCUUGGCUUUCUGCAACUUUGAGUUGUUCCAAAAUGGCUGACCAAAUUCCAUUCGGUGUUGUGGAGCACAUUUUGACCAACUUGGGGUCCUCGGCGUUUCAAGAAAUUGGAUCCAUGUAUGGUGUUCCAAAGGAGAUAACCAAGCUCACUGCGAAACUCGGCGCCAUCAAGGCUGUGCUUCUGGAUGCCGAGGAGAAGCAGCAGCAGAGCAAUCGUGCAGUCAAAGAUUGGGUCCGGAGGUUCAGAGGUGUUGUUUACGACGCAGAUGACUUGCUGGAUGACUAUGCAACCCAUUAUCUGCAGCGAGGAGGGUUGGCAAGGAAGGUCAGUCACUUCUUGUCAUCUGAAAAUCAAAUUGCUUUUCGUUUUAAGAUGAGUCACAGACUCAAGGAUAUCAAAGAAAGGAUAGAUGAUAUUGCAAAAGAAAUCCCCAUGUUAAAUCUGACUCCACGGGACAUAGUAAUACACACACGGGAAGAGAAUAGUGGGAGAGAAACCCACUCAUUCUUGUUGCCGUCUGAAAUUGUAGGAAGAGAAGAAAACAAAGAGGAGAUAAUAAGGAAGCUGUCAUCUAACAAUGAAGAAAUUCUUUCCGUUGUUGCCAUUGUUGGCUUUGGGGGAUUGGGUAAGACCACCCUCACUCAAUUGGUAUACAAUGACGAAAGAGUAAAACAUUUUGAGCAUAAGACAUGGGUUUGCAUUUCUGAUGAUUCUGGUGAUGGUCUUGACGUCAAACUGUGGGUCAAAAAGAUUUCAAAAUCUAUGGGAGUCCAGGAUGUGGAGAGUCUGACGUUGGAUGGUUUGAAAGACAAGCUUCACGAAAAAAUAAGUCAAAAGAAGUACUUGUUAGUACUUGAUGAUGUUUGGAACGAAAAUCCUGGAAAAUGGAAUGAAGUGAAAACAUUGUUGAUGGUUGGUGCUAGAGGUAGUAAAAUUAUAGUAACCACCCGAAAACUUAAUGUUGCAUCCAUUAUGGAAGAUAAGUCUCCCGUUAGUUUGAAAGGUCUAGGAGAAAAGGAGUCUUGGGCUUUAUUUUCAAAAUUUGCAUUUAGAGAACAGGAGAUUUUGAAGCCAGAAAUUGUAGAAAUUGGAGAAGAAAUUGCAAAAAUGUGCAAGGGAGUUCCUCUCGUUAUUAAGUCUUUAGCAAUGAUAUUGCAGUCUAAAAGAGAACCGGGGCAGUGGUUGUCUAUUAGAAACAAUAAAAAUUUGCUGUCACUUGGAGAUGAAAAUGAGAAUGUUCUAGGGGUGCUGAAAUUAAGUUAUGAUGAUUUGUCAACUCAUUUGAGACAAUGUUUUACAUAUUGUGCUUUAUUUCCAAAAGACUAUGAGAUUGAGAAAAAGUCGGUGGUACAACUAUGGAUAGCACAAGGUUAUAUUCAAUCUUCAAAUGAUAAUAAUGAGCAAUUAGAGGAUAUAGGGGAUCAAUAUGUUGAGGAAUUAUUGUCAAGGUCAUUGUUGGAGAAGGCGGGAACCUAUCAUUUUAAAAUGCAUGACCUUAUACAUGAUCUUGCACAAUCAAUUGUAGGAUCUGAGAUCCUUAUUUUAAGAAGUGAUGUAAAUAACAUUCCAGAAGAAGCUCGUCAUGUAUCAUUGUUUGAAGAGGUAAAUCCUAUGAUAAAGGCUCUAAAGGGAAAACCCAUAAGGACCUUUCUAAACCUUGGUGAAGAUUCUUUUAAGGACAGUACAAUUGUAAAUUCAUUUUUUCCGAGUUUUAUAUGUCUACAUGCAUUAAGUUUUAGUGAUAUGGGUGUAGAGAAGGUGCCAAAGUGUUUAGGCAAAUUGAGUCAUUUAAGGUAUCUUGAUCUUUCCUACAAUAAUUUUGAGGUACUUCCAAAUGCUAUUACAAGGUUAAAGAAUUUGCAAACACUAAAUCUCAUAGGGUGUGACAGGUUAAAAAGGAUUCCACACAAUAUAGGAGAAUUGAUCAAUCUUAGACACUUGGAGAAUAGUGGAUGUAAUGACUUGACUCAUAUGCCACAUGGAAUCGGCAAGUUGACUUUACUUCAAAGUCUACAAUUGUUUGUGGUUGGGAAUGACAUAGGGUUAAGGAAUCACAAAAUUGGUAGCUUGAGUGAAUUGAAAGGCCUUAACCAACUAAGAGGAGGGUUAUGCAUAAGGAAUCUUCAAAACGUUAGGGAUGUUGAACUGGUAUCCAGGGGAGAAAUUUUGAAAGAACAAUAUCUUCAGUCCUUGAGAUUGCAAUGGAAACGGUGGGGCCAAGAUGGGGGGGAUGAGGGUCAUAAGUCAGUGAUGGAAGGCCUUCAACCACACCAACACGUAAAGGGUAUCUUUAUACAAGGUUAUGGAGGUACGGAGUUUCCAAGUUGGAUGAUGAAUGAUGGGUUGGGUUCCCUGUUUCCCUACCUAAUUAAAAUUGAAAUUUCGGGAUGUUCAAGAUGCAAAAUUCUGCCACCCUUUUCUCAACUCCCUUCUCUCAAGUCUUUGAAGGUUCAUAAUAUGGAAGAAGUGGUGGAGUUAAAGGAGGGUUCAUUAACAACGCCACUCUUCCCAUCUCUUGAAUCGCUCCAACUCUCUGACAUGCCAAAGUUGAAGGAAUUGUGGAGGGUGGACUUACUAGCAGAGGAAGGUCCUUCAUUUUCUCAUCUUUCUCAAUUAGAGAUCAGAAAGUGUCAUAACUUGGCAUCCUUGGAACUGCAUUCAUCUCCUUGUCUUUCUCAAUUAAAGAUCAGAAAUUGCCAUAACUUGGCAUCCUUGGAACUGCAUUCUUCUCCUUCUCUUUCUCAAUUAGAGAUCAGAAAUUGCCAUAACUUGGCAUCCUUGGAACUGCAUUCUUCUGCUUCUCUUUCUCAAUUAGAGAUCAGAAAUUGCCAUAACUUGGCAUCCUUGGAACUGCAUUCUUCUCCUUCUCUUUCUCAAUUAGAGAUCACAAAUUGCCAUAACUUGGCAUCCUUGGAACUGCUGUCAUCUCCUUCUCUUUCUCAAUUACAUAUCGGAGUUUGCCCUAACUUGGCAUCCUUGGAACUGCAUUCAUCUCCUUGUCUUUCUCAAUUAAAGAUCAGCUAUUGCCAUAACUUGGCAUCCUUGGAACUGCUGCAUUCGUCUCCUUCUCUUUCUCAAUUACAUAUCGGAAGUUGCCCUAACUUGGCAUCCUUCAAAGUGGCUCUUUUACAUUCUCUUGAGACACUAUCUCUGUUCACAGUUAGAUAUGGUGUGAUAUGGCAGAUAAUGUCUGUCUCUGCUUCGUUGAAGUCUCUGUAUAUUAAAAGCAUAGAUGAUAUGAUAUCUCUCCCGAAGGAGCUACUUCAACAUGUUUCUUGCUUGGUAACGUUAGAGAUCCGUGAGAGUCCUAACUUGCAAUCCUUGGAACUGCCCUCAUCCCAUUGUCUUUCUAAAUUAAAGAUUAGAGAAUGCCCUAACUUGGUAUCCUUCAAUGUGGCUUCAUUACCUCGUCUUGAGGAACUAAGCCUGCAUGGAGUCAGAGCAGAGGUACUGAGGCAGUUAAUGUUUGUCUCUGCUUCUUCUUCAUUGAAGUCUCUGCGUAUACGGGAGAUUGAUGGUAUGAUAUCUCUCCCAGAGCAGCCGCUUCAAUAUGUUUCCACUCUCGAAACUCUCCACAUUGUUAAGUGCUCUGGUUUGGCAACAUCACUACACUGGAUGGGCAGCCUUUCCUCGCUCACGGAACUUAUUAUUUAUGACUGCUCUGAAUUGACAUCACUGCCAGAAGAGAUCUAUUCCCUUAAAAAACUGCAGACAUUUUAUUUCUGUGAUUAUCCACACCUAGAGGAAAGAUACAACAAGGAAACAGGUAAAGACUGGGCCAAGAUUGCUCAUAUCCCACAUGUUCGUUUCAACAGUGAUGCCUAUUUGCAAUGGGAGAUGAUAUGAUCCAAACUCAAAUUGAACACUGCUCUUAUUUUGCAACAUUACUGCAUUGGAAAGGCAACUUAAACUCACUUAUAGACCUUCACCAAUAAGACUGCAUUGAAUUGACAUCACCUUGGAAGAGAUGUGUUCCACAUGGAAAAUCUUUCAUUAUAUGCACCUACUUGCAAGAUACCAAAAGGAAACAAGUGAAUACUUGCCCAAGAAUACAGAGGGCCACACUUGGUGAAGGUUUCAUCAGUAAGGAGAACCAUUUCAAAGUUUGUAGAAGAGAAGAAAGAUUUGAUCCAAGAUAUUCCUAAAGAUUGGAAACUUUCAGAGCCACCUAAGAUCCCACAGCCUACCUUAAUAAUUUGGGGAGACCAAGAUAAGGUAUUCCUAGUAGAACUGGCUCACAAAUUGAAAAGGCAUUUCAGGCGAGGAGGCCCAACUUGUGAUCAUAGAGCAUACUUUUAUCAUAGAGAAGCCCAAGGAAAUAUUUAAGCACUUGAAAUCCUUUCUCAUUGAUUUGCUUCCACCUCCUAAGCAACACCUAGAACCACUCCCACCAUGACGAAGUUAAAAGAUGCCCUCACCUCUCUUACAAAACUUGGAAUUCAUGGCUACCUUGAAUUGACAUCCCUGCCAGAAGAUAUGUUCCCUCAAAAGCCUGCAAACACUAAACAAUUUGCAUUUGUUCACACUUAGAGGAAAGCUGCUGAAAGGAAAAGUGAAGACUAAGUAAAGAUUGCUCAUAUCCCACAAAUUGAUAUCAUACAUCCAUGAAGAUUGAACUGAUACAAAAUGUCUUUCAGAUGAUAUGAUCCAAACUCAAAUUGAACACUACUCUUGUUUUGCAACAUUACUGCACUCGAAAGGCAACUUCAACUCACUUAUAGACCUUCCUAUUGGUGAUUGCACUGAAUCGACAUCACUUUGGAAGAGAUGUGUUCCACACAUAAAAUCUUUCAUUAUAUGCACCUACUCGCAAGAUACUAAAGGGAAACAUGUGAAUACUUGCUCAAGAAUACAAAGGCCAUACUUGGUGAAGGUUCCGUCAAUAAGGAGAACCAUUUCAA